CAAGCGAGCGAGGAGAGCGCGGCGGAGAGGCUGCAGCCGGCGGCGGGAAGGAGGGCCCCGAGCGCGCCCAGCGGCUGCCGGCCCCCGCGGCUCGCAGCCUCGCCCCCUCAGUCUGCGGGAGCCCGCCCGCCCGGGGGUGGGGGCUCCGGGCGGCGCCCGUCCCACCUUCGCUGCCCCGGGCGCGCCGGCGCGCGGCGACGGGCACCGUGGGAACCCCGGCCCGCUCCCGCCGCGGCUCCAUGCGGCCCCGGCCCCUGCGCGAGUGAAGCCGCGGCUCCGCGGAGCUCGCUCCUGGCGCGGCAGCACGAGCCAGCGAGUCGCGCCGCCCCGCGCCCCCGCCCUCCGGCGCCCGGGCCGUGGCCGGAGAUGCCCGGUGAGGACCGGGGCGCCGAAGGCUGGGCUCCCCGGAGCGGUGCGGAGCGAGGCAGUGGCCUGGAUGAGUGAAGCGUCCCCAUGGCUCGGCAGGAGGCGAAGCCCCAGGGCCUGGGGGAAGAUGGGCCGGAGGUGCGGAGGCGCAGGGGCCGGAUCCGGGCGUGCGGGCUCGGCCGGGCUGGCGGGGGAGCCGCGCGCUGCCCGGGCGUGAGGGGCCCCCGGGCUGCCGGGUCCCAGGAUGCGCCGCCGCUGCCGCCGCCGCUGCUGCUGCUGGGACUCCUGCUGCUGGCGGCCCUCCCGGAGCACUGCCUGGCCGACUCGGUGGCCUCCUCGGUGUCGCCCAAGGCACAACCAACGGCAGCAACCAUGUUGUUUCUUCGGAAAUCAAGUCCACUGGUGCUGUCUGCAGCCCUGGUUGCUAAGGGCACCGGUAGCAGCCCUUCGGCCGUGGCCUCGGGAUUAGUCAAGAGCAGCUGGACCACUGCUGUAGCUAAAAACGUCACAAGCAACGCAGCAUCUGGCCCAAAGGCGACACCAGGGGCAGCCCAUCCAGCCUUCUCGUUCACGCCGACCUACAUGUUUGCAAGAACAGCACACACCAUGAGCACUCCCACGGCCAUGCAAGGGAACACGGGCACUGCCUCUGGCCUGUUGUCCACAACACACCUCCCCAGGAAACCACAAGCCAUGUACACGGGCUUCCUGAACCCCACCAACCCAGCCAUGCCCAGGGUGUCCACCGCACGCCCGCUGACAAUCACGGCAGCCUUGACGUCCAUCACUGCACCAAUAAGGGCCACCCGGAUGCCGCCUUUGUCAGCAGAAAACACAGACGCUGCUCUUCCCGCUGUGUCCACGGCCAUGGUCACAACUGGCAAAAUGGCAUCCAACCUGGAGUGUCAGAUGUCCAGUAAGCUCCUGGUGAAGACAGUUCUCUUUCUGACCCAAAGGAGGGUGCAGAUCAGUGAAACCUUGAAGCUUAAUGUAGCCAGAGGGCUCACACAGGCAUUGCGGAAGGCAUUCCACCAGAAUGACGUCUUGGCUCAUGUGGACAUUCUGGAACAUUCUCACAACGUCACUGUUGGUUAUUAUGCUACCAAAGGGAGGCUGGUCUACUUGCCUGCUGCAGUGAUUGAAACGCUGGGCGUUUAUGGAAUCAGCAAUGUCACUGCAGAUCUGAAGCAACACACCCCAACCUUGCAGUCUGUGGCAGUACUUGCGUCCCCGUGGACUCCCCAGCCUUCAGGCUACUUGCAGCUGAAAACAGUGCUACAGUUUGUGAGCCAGUCCGACAACAUACAGUCCUGCAAGUUUGCUCAGACGAUGGAACAGAGACUACAGAGGGCCUUCCAGGAUGCCGAGAGGAAAGUUCUGAAUACUAAAAGCAACCUGACGAUUCAGAUGGUGAGCACGUCCAACGCCUCCCAGACAGUCACCUUGGUGUACGUGGUGGGCAAUCGAAGCUCCUUCCUCAACGGCACUGUGGCCAGCAGCCUCCUCCGCCAGCUCUCCGCUGAGCUGGUGGGGUUCUACCUCACCUACCCGCCGCUCACCAUCGCCGAACCGCUGGAAUACCCCAACCUUGAUAUAUCAGAAACAACCAGAGACUACUGGGUAAUUACAGUGCUGCAGGGCGUGGACAGUUCCCUGGUGGGCCUGCACAACCAAAGCUUCGCCCGGGUCAUGGAGCAGCGCCUGGCCCAGCUGUUCAUGAUGUCCCAGCAGCAAGGCCGGCGGUUUAAACGGGCCACCACCCUGGGAAGCUACACCGUGCAGAUGGUAAAGAUGCAGCGGGUGCCAGGACCCAAGGACCCCGCGGAGCUGACUUACUACACCCUGUACAAUGGGAAGCCUUUGCUGGGGACUGCAGCUGCCAAGAUCCUGAGCACCAUUGACUCCCAAAGGAUGGCCUUGACCCUGCAUCACGUUGUCCUUCUGCAAGCUGACCCCGUGGUGAAGAACCCGCCCAACAACCUGUGGAUCAUCGCCGCGGUGCUGGCGCCCAUUGCCGUGGUCACGGUCAUCAUUAUCAUCAUCACUGCCGUGCUCUGCCGGAAGAACAAGAACGACUUCAAGCCAGACACUGUGAUGAACCUGCCACAGAGAGCAAAGCCUGUGCAGGGCUUUGAUUAUGCCAAGCAGCACCUGGGCCAGCAAGGGGCGGACGAAGAGGUCAUCCCCGUGACUCAGGAAACGGUGGUCCUCCCACUGCCCGUUAGAGAUGCUCUUGCCUCUCAGGAAAGGGAAGCCCCUCAGGAUGGAAGCACUAUCAAGACGGCCAAAUCCAUCGAAACCAGAAAGAGGUCGCCCAGUGAGAAUGGCUCUGUCAUCAGCAACGAAUCAGGGAAGCCCAGCUCGGGGAGGCGCUCACCCCAGAAUGUAAUGGCACAGCAGAAAGUGACAAAGGAGGAGGCAUGGAAGAGAAAUGUGCCGGCGAGUGAUGAAGAGGAAGGAGCGGUCCUCUUUGACAGCUCUGGCAAGGCGGUUGCUGAUCCCUUUGACACGUCUUCUGGGUCUGUGCAGCUCAUCGGAAUAAAACCCACAGCCCUCCCCGUGGUGCACCCCACCUCGGACAGGAGCCAGGAGCCGGUCGUCCUCAACGGCGAGGUGAACAAAGCCCUGAAGCAGAAGUCAGACAUCGAGCACUAUCGGAACAAGCUGCGCCUCAAAGCCAAGAGGAAGGGAUACUACGACUUCCCUCCGGUGGAGGCGAGCAAGGCUCAGAUGGAAAGAAAGAAGAUGUAUGAAAAAGCCCCAAAGGACAUCGAGCACGUUUUGGAUCCAGACCCAGAAAUGUGUGCCCCAUUCACUGAGGCUAAAAACAGGCAACAGAUGAAGAACUCUGUCUACCGGAGUCGGCAAUCUCUGAACAGCCCGAGUCCGGGGGAAACGGAGAUGGACCUUCUGGUGACUCGGGAGCGACCUCGGCGUGGAAUCCGUAACAGCGGAUACGAUACUGAGCCUGAAAUCAUAGAGGAAACCAAUAUCGACAGAGUGAAUGAGCCCCGGGGCUACGCCCGGUCGAGGCAGGUGAAAGGCCACUCGGAGACCUCCACACUGAGCUCGCAGCCCUCCAUCGACGAGGUCCGGCAACAGAUGCACAUGCUGCUGGAGGAGGCCUUCAGCCUGGCAUCCGCAGGACACGCAGGCCAGAGCCGGCACCCAGAGGCCUAUGGCUCCGCCCAGCACCUGCCCUACUCCGAGGUGGUGACCAGCGCUCCUGGGACCAUGACGCGGCCCCGGGCUGGAGUGCAGUGGGUGCCGACCUACCGCCCAGAAAUGUACCAGUACAGUCUGCCCCGGCCGGCCUACAGGUUUUCCCAGCUUCCUGAAAUGGUCAUGGGCUCUCCCCCUCCACCUGUGCCUCCGCGGACUGGCCCAGUGGCUGUCGCUUCUCUCAGGCGGUCCACCUCGGAUGUUGGGAGCAAGACCAGGAUGGCCGAGUCCGCGGGGCCUGAGCCCGCCCAGCUGCACGACAGCGCCUCCUUCGCGCAGGUGUCCCGAGGCCCUGUGUCUGUGACGCAGUUGGAUCAGUCGGCUUUAAAUUACUCAGGUAAUACGGUGCCGGCAGUGUUCGCCAUCCCAGCUGCCAACAGACCCGGCUUCACCGGCUACUUCAUCCCGACGCCUCCCUCGUCCUACAGGAGCCAGGCCUGGAUGUCUUACGCAGGAGAGAAUGAGCUCCCAAGCCAGUGGGCUGAUUCGGUCCCCCUCCCGGGGUACAUCGAGGCUUACCCCCGGUCCCGGUAUCAGCAGAACUCGCCCUCCAGGCUCCCUCGCCAGUACAGCCAGCCAGCUGGGCUGCACCCCAGCUUGGAGCAGGCCCCGGUGCCCUCCGCAGCAGCCUCACAGCAGAGCCUGGCGGAGAACGACCCGUCCGACACGCCCCUGACCAACAUCUCCACAGCGGCCCUGGUGAAGGCCAUCCGGGAAGAGGUGGCCAAACUGGCCAAGAAGCAGACGGACAUGUUUGAGUUCCAGGUCUAAUGCCUUUGCCCACUUCCAGACUCUGAGGAAACAGUCUUUGGGUUUCUCCAGCCUGACUUGAUGGGUCUGGAGGCACAGACAAUGUGGGAGUCUUUCUCACCCUCAGUUUCUAAAAAAGGUGAACAGCGGGGCUUCUGGGGAACAGGAAACUCUUGAACAACUGGAUGCUUGGCUUAUUCAACUGAUUGUAUGUCAACAAGUCCCCAUGUGGGACCAUAUGUUUGAUACUCUGUUACAUUAACUGUUUGAACUGCGGGUGUAUUUCCCUACGGAGCCUUAGUCACGAGAGAUGCUCGCUAAUCUGCAGAUUCCUGUCCAAUGCCAUAUUUUAAUAAAUCACCAGAAUGGGGAGAGCAUAGCUCUAUCUUCGGUGACCUCUGCAUGUUAACUCUAUUUCUGUGUUAAAGGCAAUGCAGGCGUGUGAUGAAGUCCCAGACUGUACUCUCUCUCAUUCAACCAUGACUGUAAUCGUUGCAAUCACCUCCCGUCUCCAAGGGAGACACUGACUCCAGCCAAGAAAGCUGAGUCCUUUCCUUUUAAAGGUUCAUAUUCAAAGUCAAAUAAAUUGGACGAAAAUCAGUACUGUCAAUGACUGCACCUAUGAAUAGUCCUGACUCUUUUCCCUCUGCAAUUAAUUCAACCAAGGCCAAGAAAGAGAGAAGAUGAGAGGGAAUGGUGGAUUUGUGUUGACAGGUUUUUGAAAAGGUGUUGUCAUUUUGGAAAUAGAGUAUUCUGCAAGUUGGGCUCUGGCUGGAAGAGAAUCGGUGCUAAGAGCUUUUAAGGUCCUACAAAAGAAAAACAGGUUUUCUUUGCCCUGCAAUGAAGGUGGCCUGAGAACGAAGCUUCUCUCUUUUGGGGGACGAUAGAUACAUCGACUUUUACAAGGAAACCUCUGUCUCUUCAGCAAUGAUGUCCAGCAUGUGCUGCCCAGUGAUACAAAAGGAAAUAGUCAUUGAUGCCUGUUAGAAGCAGGAACAGUGGACCCAGUCUCCCCAGGCUGCAGCCUCUGUUUAUAGAAGCUUCUGAACGCAGAAAAUCUGUUGAUUUACAUUUAAAUGUAAAUAACCUUUUUAAAGGUGUAUGGAGUUAGCCAGUCCCCUCCCGCACUCCUUCCCAUAGUUAGUUAAUAGACAUAGGAGGACAUUUGCCAAAGUGGCAGGCUUCUGACCUCAUGACCAUGAUGUUGCAAAUCAGCCUCCCUGGCAUGGCAGGUGAGCCUCCAGAGCUCUGGGUGGACAAUGCCUCACAGCCCUAAGGCACCAGCUGCUGACUGUCAGUGCAAGAGCAAAACAGCUACUGACUUCAGGUAGCCCAGGGGAGGGGACACCCUGGUCCCCUCACCAACUUUGGGAGCUAUGCUCAAUGUCGGGGGCUUACUCGGUGUCUGUUGGAGAGUGAGGUCCUGUCCUGCCUUCUUACCCAUGAUCCAUCUAGCUUCAGCUUGUAUCCAUCCCCUCUGAGUCCAUCUUUCCAUUCUCCUCAUGAGUUUCUUUGGUCUUUAUUGAGAGAAGAAGGUGGAAAUUUUAAAAUUGAGAGAAGAGUAGGAGUGGAAUUGAUUAGAGUGGGAGAGUCAAACUGUCAAAGCACAGACUUUUCAAAGAAGCUGUUUUUAUUUCCCAAUGGCAAAUUGCCCUUUCUGGAAUGUUCUGGAGAUGAUGUAUCAUGGAAUCCCCAAACGAGUCUCUUGUUCUGAUGAUAUUAGGUAGUGUCCUUUUGGUAUGCUGGUUGAUCUUUCAUAGUGUUAGUUUUUUGUUACUUAAAAAAAAUCAGCUAUAAAUAAAAUGUAUUUUUGUAAUUUCCAUGUGUAUAUAUGGUAUAUUUCUACCAAUGGCCGCUUGUUGUAGUCCAAAACCUAAAUCAGUUUGCAAAACACUGUGGACAGUGCAAGAUUUUACUGACAGAUUAACACAAUGCCUAAGUCUAUCCAAAUAGGUAUUCUGUGCACUUGAAUGAACAAAGAGCCAAAGAAACUCAGCCUUUUCAUGCAAAUGGUAUGAGUCUGAUAAAGUCAGCUACAUUGUCCCGCCUUAUCAAUGAUAUGAAUAUUUCAUCAGUGCAAUGAUAUCAACCCGGUACUUUGUCUACUUGGUAAAUGCCUGGAAAUACUGUAUGUGAAAAUGAAGUUCCAACACCUUAGUGUAAUUUAAGUAUAGGCACGUGCUUUCAAGACAGUGUCUGUGUUUUGGAUGUACCAGUGACUCGCAGAAGAGGAGCCCACAGUGUGCGGUGGUCUGGCUCCAGCUGGCUAAAAGGAUGCAGAAAAAUCAUGGUGAGCUGUGUAGAACCCCGUGAAAUACUGAGUCAGUCAAUGGAGAUGGCUAAAAAUACAGCAUGCUAAAUCAGACACUCUUUUAAACGAGAUACUGCAGGUUUAAGAGCAGUAUAUGGGAGGAAAACCUUAAGUUGAGAAGAAAUCAAAUCUGUUUGUGUUGUCCCACCAAUGCGAGAUGGCCGCCAUUGUUUGAUAUUCUGUGACUAAGAUGUGGUCCCUUUUCUGAAGAGUCUCCUGACCUCAUGGAGGUUAUGGAUACCUGGACAGCUGACUCUGAGAAAAGGCAGGUGGUCAAAAGUGCCCUGUGGAAGUCAACACAGAGUUCCAUGCAAACCCAGAGGCUCUGUGUUCCUCAUGACCCUCCAGACAGUUGAAGAAGCCACAGAAGACAUUGGUGACCUCAGAGAAGGAAGCUAAAGCCCGAAGAAGUGGAGUGACCUGCCCGAGGCCUCCAGCCCAAGCCCACUGACUCAUGAUCGGGCUUGCUUUCCAUUUCACCAUGCUGCCUGCACGCUUGCCUGCGACACGUUUCUUGAACUGUGCUAGGAAGUUCAAAAAGUAGACAAGGGUCAUAUGAGGGACUAUCUACAUUCUUGUGAAGAAAAAAGAUAAUUGAAUAUGUAAAGAACUUCAGAUAAAGUGUAUGAGGACAAUGCAUUUGUGGCAUAAUAAACUUUUUUUGGAACUAGUUUCAACGUGAGUUUUCUGCAUUCAUGAAAAGAAGGCAUUUUGGCUUUUUCCAGAGAGCACCAUCAAGGAAAUGGUGUUCUCUACUGCUGUUCAAGACUUCAGGGGUGUGUUCUUCUCUCAGCGCCAUGGGUCCAAACAGGCAGGUGGGGAGGCCACAGCAGCUUGUCACUGAGAGGUAGCCGAUUCUGCACUUUGCACUAGGGGAGGCUAUCCCGUGGUACAGGAACGUAAAAGUCUAUUGCGUGCCCUGGUACCUACCAGCCGAGAUGCAUUGGUACCUGCGGAAUAGGAACUUGCCUCUUUCAGGGUGUGCUAUGGACUGAAUGUGUCCUCCGCAAUUUCUAUGCUGAAAUCCUAACCCCCAAUGUGAUGGUAUUAGGAGGUGGGGCCUUGGGAGGUGCUUAGCUAGUGAGGGGAGCCCUCGUGAAUGGGAUUAAU
Balaenoptera musculus (blue whale) is the source of this 7759-nucleotide messenger RNA. RefSeq names its product KIAA1549 like. The coding region runs from base 454 to 4359 and encodes 1301 amino acids. The transcript is spliced from 20 exons. NCBI's taxonomy places the organism in Eukaryota, Metazoa, Chordata, Mammalia, Artiodactyla, Balaenopteridae. The record is from RefSeq and is a predicted model, not a curated record.